Messenger RNA from Esox lucius (northern pike), 421 nucleotides. RefSeq names its product chromosome 14 C5orf63 homolog (gene c14h5orf63). Lineage: Eukaryota; Metazoa; Chordata; Actinopteri; Esociformes; Esocidae. The record is from RefSeq and is marked provisional.
ACCAGUUUCUUGUGUAUUUUCUUUAGCCCGGAUUGUUCUCGUAAAGACAGAAAAUGUGUUGGUUGUUGCCAAGAACUCUCCUAUCAACAAAGACUCCUGUUCAUUUGCUAAGAAGAUUUUCCUCCCAAAAGGAGCUCCCUACUUUAACGCUUUUUACUAAGGACCCAUGUCCUUUGUGUGAUGAAGCAAAAGAAGUCCUUGAACCUUACAAGCACAGGUAUAUUUUCCAUCAAGUAGAUAUCACAUUGCCAGAGAACAAAAUAUGGUGGGAUAGGUACAAAAACGAUAUCCCAGUCUUCCAUUUGAAUAAACAGUUUCUAAUGAUGCACAGAGUAAACACCAAGCUCCUGGAAAAGCGGUUGGCUGAAUUUGAUCAAGAGGAUCAAUGAAUUAUCUGGCCCUAAUAAAGCUUACUUUAUUG